GCACCUGGAAGGCAGAGUGCAGCCAAUGGAACGGGGACUGGGGGGCUUCGUGGAGAGCUUCAGCGGCCGCUGGAUGUGUUCGUGUGGAGACCAGACCGAGUUGUGGCACUAACAAACGCCGGUCUGACCGAAAGCUGCCACGACACGAACUUGGAGAACUUGUCGAGACGCCAUCUCCCACGCUUUGCUUUUAUUUUGCCCGUCUCUCUCGUCCAGGGAUGAAUUCGGGGCUUAUUCCGAGCAGGAGGGGGAUGAUGUCAAUAUUCCGUCUCGCUCACUUGACAGCCGGGCGAAUUCGAUUGGACUGACUCCGCCUCGCUCGUGCGGGACUUGUCCGUGGGCUUUUUUCGUAGUGCCGCGCGCCCGUCUGCGUGCCUGGUGCUCUCUGACAGAGUGAGCUCUCUCCACAGACCGCCCCCCCCCCCAUCUCUCUCUCCUCCUUCCUCUCCAGUCACUCACCCGCAUCACCAGUGAGGAGCAGUCUGACGCACAGGACCAGCAGCGAGCCAGGACUCUUCCCCGGGAGUGCGUGGCCGCCGAGCAACAUGUUCCCAGCGUGGAGACGGGGAUCGCGCACCGGGAGGUCGACGAUGGCACAGCGGACCGUGGUUACGCUCGGUCGGACUGGACAGCUCGGGCGAAUGUCGGCGUCCUGUUGGAUGCUGCUGUCGGCGACUUGCAUCCUUAGCGCACAGGCUCAAGACGAUGUCCCACCUUACUUCAAGAUGGACCCUCCUCAGACCCAGGUUCACCUGGAGGGCAACCGCCUCGUCCUAACCUGCAUGGCCGAGGGCAGCUGGCCGCUGGAAUUCAAGUGGAUCUAUAAUGGGACCGAGAUCACUCCAUUCUCCUUGGAAUACAGGUACCUGAUCCCCUCGCUGGACCGAUCGCACGCUGGCCACUACCGCUGCAUCGUCAGGAACCGAGUGGGCGCUAUAAUGCAGUGCAGCACCGAAGUUCAGGUUGCCUAUAUGGGUGGUUUUGUGGAGGGUGAAAGGUCUCAAACUGUAUCCCAAGGUGAGGGUGCUCUCAUCCACGCGCCUCGAAUCCACAGCUUCCCCAGGCCACAGAUCACGUGGUUCCGAGACGGGCGUAAGAUCCCCUCCAGCAGCCGUAUAGCCAUCACCCUGGAUAACACGCUGGUCAUCUUGUCCACCGUGGCCCCCGAUACAGGACGCUAUUAUGCCCAAGCCGUCAAUGACAAAAAUGGGGAGAACAAGACCAGUCAGCCCAUUACACUCACAGUAGAGAAUGUGGGAGGGCCCGCGGACCCCAUCGCGCCCUCCAUCAUCGUCCCCCCCAGGAACACCAGCGUCACGGUGGGCCGAAACGAGGCCGUCAUGGAGUGCGUCGCCAACGCCAGACCGCUCGUCAAAAUGAGUAUAACAUGGAGGAAAGACGGCGCGGUGGUCAACGCGGGGAUCCGAGACUUUGGCCGCCGGUUGGUGAUCAGCUUGCCGGCGGUGGGGGAUAGCGGCUACUAUGAGUGCGAGGCAUCGCUCCGCAGCAGCAGCAUCCCUUCAGUCACUGCUGGGGCCUUCCUGCAUGUUCUGGAAUAUCCUCUGUUUGUGAAGGAGCCACCGAGCCACAUUAGCGCAGAGAUGGAGAAGGUGGUGGACAUUCCCUGUCAGGCACGAGGCACGCCGCAGCCAGACAUCGUGUGGUACAAAGACGCGGUGCCCAUCAGCCCGGUGAAGAUCCCCAGGUACAGGGUGCUGGUGGGAGGCAGUCUGCAGAUCAACGGCCUCCUGCCGGACGACACUGGGAUGUUCCAGUGCUUCGCCCGCAACCUCGCCGGAGAGAUCCAGACCAACACCUACCUAGCCGUCACUAGUAUCGCUCCCAACAUCACCGCUGGCCCCUCCGAUAGCGCCGUGAUUGACGGCAUGUCGGUAAUUUUGCAUUGCGAGACCUCGGGAGCCCCAAGGCCAGCCAUCACUUGGCAGAAAGGGGAACGCGUCUUGGCCAGUGGCUCGGUCCAGCUGCCCAGGUUCACCCUGCUGGAGUCCGGCAGCCUGCUGAUCAGCCCCUCCCACCUGUCUGACGCCGGCACCUACACCUGCAUGGCCAGCAACUCCAGGGGCAUCGACGAGGCGUCGGCCGAUUUGGUGGUGUGGGCGCGGACUCGCAUCACGAAACCACCGCAAGACCAGAGCGUCAUAAAAGGCACCAAGGCCGUGAUGACCUGUGGUGUGACCCACGACCCCAGCGUGACUGUCAGGUACGUGUGGGAGAAGAGCGGCUCGGUGAUCGACGUGAACACGUCGCCGCGCCUGCGGCUGGACCCCGACGGGACGCUGCACAUCUCCCAGACGUGGUCGGGCGACAUCGGCACGUACGCCUGCAGGGUGACCUCCGUGGGCGGCAACGACUCCCGCAGCGCCCACCUCAGAGUCAGGCAACUGCCCCACGCCCCAGAAAACCCAAUAGCGGUGCUGAGUGUCACAGAGAGGAGGGCCAUCAACCUGACGUGGGCCCAGGCCUUCGACGGCAACAGCCCCCUCAUCCGAUACAUCCUGGAGGUUUCAGAAAACAACGCCCCUUGGACGGUGUUGCUGGCCAACAUUGAGCCAGAGUCCACCGGGGUUAGCGUCGGUGGCCUCAUCCCGGCCCGCUCGUACCAGUUUCGGCUGUGCGCUGUCAACGACGUGGGUCGAGGCCAGUUCAGCAAAGAGACGGAGCGAAUAACUCUCCCCGAGGAGCCUCCCAGCGCCCCCCCCCAAACGGUCAUCGCCAGCGGCCGCACCAAUCAGUCCAUUAUGAUCCAAUGGCAGCCGCCGCCGGAGAGCCACCAGAACGGCCCACUCCAGGGCUACAUCAUCAGGUACUGUCUGUCUGGGCUUCCAGUAGACUGUCAGAUGAAGAAUAUCACCAGUCCCGACCAGACCAGUCUGCUUCUGGAGGACCUCAUCAUCUGGACCAACUAUGAGAUUGAAGUGGCCGCGUAUAACGGAGCGGGCAGAGGCACCUUCAGUCACAGAGUCACUGAGUGGACGCUGCAAGGAGUGCCCACCGUGCCACCAGGAAAUGUACAAGCCGAGCCUGUCAACUCCACCACAGUGCGUUUUACUUGGAGUGCCCCGAGCCCUCAGUUUAUCAAUGGAAUCAACCAAGGAUACAAGCUGUUGGCAUGGGAAUCAGGUCGCGCAAACGAGGUCACCGUGGUCACGGUGCGUCCCAACUUCCAGGACGGCGUUCACGUCGGCUACAUCUCCGGCCUGAAGAAGUUCGCCGAGUACUACACGUCGGUGCUGUGUUUCACGACCCCGGGAGACGGGCCCCGUAGCCCAGCCCAGCGGAUACGCACCCACGAGGACACCCCUGGUGCUGUGGGACACCUUAGUUUCACUGACAUAUUGGACACCUCGCUAAAAGUGAGCUGGAAGGAGCCACAGGAGAAAAACGGCGUCCUCACAGGCUAUCGCAUCUCCUGGGAGGAGUUCAACAGGACCAAUACUCGGGUGACCCAUUAUUUGCCCAACCUGACUCAGGAAUACAAGGUGACGGGGCUCACUGCCCUCACCACGUACACUAUCCAGGUAGCAGCCAUGACCUCCAAGGGCCAGGGCCAGAUGUCUGCUUCCACCAUUUCGUCCGGUGUUCCACCUGAGUUGCCCGGCCCCCCCACCAAUUUAGCCAUCUCCAACAUCGGGCCUCGCUCCGUCAACCUGCAGUUCAAGCCCGGCUACGACGGCAAGACGUCUAUUUCCCGCUGGCAGGUCGAAGCCCAGAUCGGUAUAAUAGGAGACAAUGAAGAGUGGUUGAUGGUUCAUCAGCUGCCUAAUGAGCCUGAUGCCAGAUCACUGGAGGUGCUGGAACUGAACCCCUAUACCUUCUACAGGUUUCGGAUGCGCCAGGUAAACAUUGUGGGCACCAGUCCACCCAGUCAGCCCUCCAGGAAGAUCCAGACCCUUCAGGCCCCUCCAGACAUCUCCCCUGCAAAUGUCACACUGCGCACGGCCAGUGAGACCAGCCUCUGGCUUCGCUGGGUGCCUCUUCCAGAGUGGGAGUACAAUGGGAAUCCAGAUCUGGUUGGUUACCGGGUCCAGUACGCCAAAGCAGGGUCCAAGGGGGGGGUCCUCUCGCAUGUCAUCAUGGACCGCCUGGAGAGGGAGUUCACCAUCGAGGACCUGGAGGAGUGGACGGAGUACGAGGUCCGGGUUCAGGCCAUCAACGGCAUCGGCUCUGGGCCUUGGGGCCAGCCUGUCCACGGAAGAACCAGGGAGUCCGUGCCUUCCAGCGGCCCCACUAACGUCUCGGCCUUCGCCACCACCUCCAGCAGCAUCCUGGUGCGGUGGGGGGAGGUCCCCGAGGCUGACCGCAAUGGGCUCAUCCUGGGCUAUAAGGUCGUGUAUAAAGAGAAGGACUCGGACUCGGACCCGGACUUCUGGCCAGUGGAGGGCAACACCAGCCACAGCGUCCAGCUGAACGGUCUGGGAAAGUACGUGCUGUACGAGAUCCAGGUCCUGGCCUUCACACGCGUUGGAGACGGGAGGAGCAGCUCGCCGUCCAUUCUGGAGCGGACCCUGGACGAUGUGCCGGGUCCUCCGGUCGGCAUCCUCUUCCCAGAAGUCCGAACCGCCUCGGUCAGGCUCAUCUGGCAGCCGCCCGCGCAGCCGAACGGCAUCAUACUCGCCUAUCAGAUCACCUACAGACGGAACUCUUCGAGCAGCAACGCCGCCACCGUCGACGUCCUGAGUCCCAGCGCGCGGCAGUACACGGCCGCGGGCCUGAAGCCAGAGAUGGUCUACGUUUUCCGGCUCACGGCUCAGACGAGGAAGGGUUGGGGCGAGGCCGCCGAGGUCUUUGUCGUCACCACAGAAAAGAGAGCUCGACCCCAGCCCACGAGUCGUCCCGUAGUGCCUCAAGAGGAAGUCCAGGCUCGCAGAGUGCUGUUGUCAUGGGAACCAGGCAGCGACGGCCUGUCCCCCGUUCGUUACUACACGGUCCAAUACAGAGAGCUGCCAGACAGCAACUGGACGGUCCACUCUGCGUCAGUCAGCCACGAGACGCACUCCUACAUCGUGGACAGGUUAAAGCCCUUCACUUCCUACCAGUUUCGCAUCAAAGCCACCAAUGACAUUGGCGACAGUGAAUACAGUCAGGAGAGUGAAGCCAUCACUACGCUACAAGACGCCCCGGACAAAGCGCCGACCAUCCUGUCGGUCACGCCUCACACCACCACGUCUGUCCUGGUCCGCUGGCAGCCUCCCUCUGAGGAUCACAUAAACGGAGUGCUGUUGGGAUUCAGGGUCCGGUAUCGAGAGUUGCACUACGAUCGCCUACGCAGCUUCACAGUCCGCACCGUUAACAGCCCCUCCGCCAAUUGGGCCGAUCUCACCGCUCCGUACAGCAUCAGGAACCUGAGCGAGUCGUCGCUCACCCAGUACGAACUAGAGAAUUUGAGUAAACACAAGCGCUACGAGAUCCGACUGAGUGUUUAUAACGCUGUGGGGGAGGGACCUAGCAGUGCACCACAGGAAGUGUUUGUCGGGGAGGCGGUGCCAACAGCCCCUCCACAAAACGUGGUGAUCCAGGCCUCAACAGCCACACAGCUCGAUGUGGUGUGGGAGCCUCCUCCUCUGGACGCCCAGAAUGGAGACAUACAGGGCUACAAGGUCUAUUUCUGGGAGUUUCAGCUGCAGAAUGAGACGGAGCGUCUGCGCACGCUGUUCCUGCCGGAGCUCGGGGUGAAGCUGAAGAACCUGACGGGCUACACCACCUACAUGAUUAGCGUGGCGGCCUUUAACGCUGCGGGGGACGGGCCCCGCUCCCUGCCCACCAGAGGGCGCACUCAGCAAGCAGCGCCCAGUGCGCCCAGCUUCAUCCACUUCAGCGAGCUCACUACCACUUCGGUCAACGUGUCCUGGGGAGAGCCCAAGCAGGCCAACGGCAUCAUUGAGGGCUACCGCCUGGUUUACGAGCCCUGCACUGCAGUCGAUGACUCCUCUCCUCGCACUCCAGGUGUCAGUAAGAUAGUGACAGUAGAUGUGAAGGGCAGCGCUCCACUGUGGAUGAAGAUCAAAGAUCUGGCCGACGGCGUCACCUAUAACUUCCGCAUCCGGGCCAAAACUGUAACCUAUGGCCCUGAGGUGGAAGCUAACAUCACUACUGGGCCUGGUGAAGGAGCCCCGGGGCCACCCGGAGAGCCCUUCAUAUCUCGUUACGGCACUGCACUCACACUGCACUGGACGAGCGGCGACCAAGGCCGUGCACCAAUCACGCGAUACGUCAUUGAGGCCCGACCGUCUGAUGAAGGCUUGUGGGAUAUCCUGAUCAAAGACAUCCCUAAGGAAGUGACAUCCUACACACUCAAUCUGGAAAUGCUGCGAGAAGGAGUCACCUAUGACUUUCGCGUGAUCGCGGUUAACGAUUACGGCUACGGGUCCCCGAGCAUCCCCUCCCCCUCUAUAUCAGCCCAAAAGGUCUCACCGUUCUACGAGGAGUGGUGGUUUCUGGUUGUGAUUGCCCUGGUGGGGCUCAUCUUCAUCCUCCUCCUCGUUUUCAUCCUCAUCAUCCGAGGCCAAAGUAAAAAAUACACCAAAAAGGCCGAUUCAGUGUCGUCCUCCUACCCCUGUCCAGGCAACCACUCCAACUGCACGGCGCUGCCUCUGAGCCACGGAGAGAUGGUUCGCCUGGACGAGGGACGCUUCCCGGCCCUGGAGCUCAACAACCGGCGCCUCUCCGUGAAAAACUCCUUCUGCCGCAAGAACGGCAUCUACACACGGUCUCCGCCGAGGCCCAGUCCCGGAAGUCUGCACUACUCAGAUGAGGAUGUCAGCACUAAGUACAACGACCUGAUCCCGGCGGAGAGCAGCAGCUUGACAGAGAAACCCUCCGAGAUCUCUGACUCGCAGGGCAGCGACAGCGAGUACGAGGUGGAUCAGAGCCGGCAGAAGACCCACUCCUUCGUCAACCACUACAUCAGCGACCCCACCUACUACAACUCGUGGCGGCGGCAGCAGAAGGGCGUGUCGCGCCCGCCGGCGUACGGCUACUCGCAGCCCGCCGAGCCGCUGGUGGAGCAGGAGCCGCGGCCGCACCCCCCGCCCGUGCCCCCGCUGCCCCCGCUGCUGCCGCAGAGCGCCCCGGCCCCGUCCCCGCAGCCCCAGGGCCACGGCACGCUGUUCAGGCCCAAGGGAAGCCGGACUCCCCACCCCCUCCCUGCUGUCCUCCGACCCCCCCGCACAGCACGGCGCCCUGUACCGGCCCCCCAGCAGCCUGGGCUGCGCCGCCCAGGCGCCCACCGCGGGCUUCUCCUCCUUCGUUUGACAGACAGCUUUGUUUCCAAUAACAACCGGACCCUGAGGACGUCUUUGAUUUCUGUUGUUGUUGGUUUAUUUGUAUUUCGCUUUUUUUUUUUUCCUUUUUGGAUCUUUCUCUCGUUCUGUCCCACCGACAGAGUUGUUGCUCAAUAUUAAGCAUCGCAGGCAUCUUGAAUAGCGCUUUCUCCUCUGUGAAGAGUGUGUGUGGAUGAGUGUGUGCAGCACGUGUGGCUGGAUAAUCCAUGUGAUGUGUAUUUUAAGAAAAAGACAAUCAUUUGAAAGUUUUUAUGGGUUGCUUAUGUAAACUGUAAACAUGUGAACAAGGAACAAAAAAAAGAAAUCCCUGUUUUAAAAAUACUGUAUAAUUGUUUCAUAUGAAAAGCUUUACAGAAAACAACCACCGUAGGACCAUAUGGAGUAUGGACCACUCGGACGAUGUAAAAGAAAACAGCUCCGCUGGCUGAUGACGUGAACAGUCCCUGGAGCUGCUCACUCUGCACCGCGUGUUCACUGUUUGUACAUGUCUCAUACUGUUCCCCAGAUAUUUAUAUCGAUCCGCUUCGAGCUCUGCGUCUCCAGAGCGUCACCAGUGACGAUGUUCUGAAUCACAUUAAAGCGUAGUGGCACCUUCAGAGCCGUCUGGAGCGCGUGUUGAGGUCUGUGCUGGUGCUCACGGCGGUGGAUGCACAGGCGAAUGGGACGACGCCUUUCUCAAAGGGGCACCCGUUCGCUCUCAUGUUAAUCAGGACCAGCUCAAAUCCGCGCCGGCUACAGACUGACGGCACUUCAAGGACGCAAAUGUGUUUCUGCGACAGACGGCAUGAAACACUUUCCACCCGGUACCGAUCUAAACGAGAAUGCUUGUAUUGUGUACUUUAAAAUCCUCACUUUAGCUCACGAGGCUGGAGAAGAGCUCUGCUUAUCGUGUAUGUAUGUUUAUUUAAUGCCGAUUGUUAUUUAGGGCCGUUAUCAGACAUGUGCCCCAACAAUAUGUGUGACAUGGCAUUGAUAUGAUGGCCGACGACGUGUUUUAUGCUCACAGUGUACAUAUGUGACGUUGAGAUGUUUUAUACGACACUUUAAAAAGGCUGGUUCUUUGCUGUGCCAGAGUUGGACCCAACGUGUGCGGAAUCAGACAGUUCAGAAUCAUUCGGCAAACUCCCAAAAUGUGGACAUCGCUGUGUACAACGCGACCGAGGCGUCAUGAACAUAUACAUGGUCUUUAAAAUAAAUUACUCUAUUUUGCAAUGA
Betta splendens (Siamese fighting fish) is the source of this 8516-nucleotide messenger RNA. RefSeq names its product protein sidekick-2-like. The record is from RefSeq and is a predicted model, not a curated record. The transcript has 45 exons. Gene Ontology annotation, molecular function: protein binding. Lineage: Eukaryota; Metazoa; Chordata; Actinopteri; Anabantiformes; Osphronemidae. The coding region runs from base 546 to 7421 and encodes 2291 amino acids.